AUGGCAAUUGCAAACAACUCUGAGGUGGAGGACCUCUCAGAUGGGGAAGAUAAUGAUCCUGCUGUGGACGAAGUCAUUUUACAAGAUGUUGACCUCAUGGAUGAGCAUCCUGAUUUUUCGCCACCUGAUUCAUCAGGAGAUGAUUCCGGUGAAGAGUACACACCACCUGAUGCAGCUGAAGAUACUGACUCUGAGAAUGAAAGUCAGCCAAAUCAUCCACAAGUGCACAGACGUGGACGUAAACAACAGCAUAUUGAGAAUGAUGAGCUGGAUGAGGAAGAUCAGAGACAUGGAGAGCUCAGACCAGAACCAAGGAAUGCUGGACGUGGAGAACGCUGGAGGUCUGCUCCAUUUAGACCAAAUUUGGUCCAGUUUCAGGAUGGAGAUGAUGGACUGAAAGAUGAGCGAACAGGAUGGCAGCCACUGGAUUAUGUGGAGCAGUACAUUGACUCAGACCUGAUGAAACUCAUUGCUGACUGCACAAAUGCCAUGUCACUGGGUAACACUGGGAGAUCUCUCUCAACUUCGAUAAGGAUGUUUUGGUCCAAUGCCCUACAAAUCCCCGCCAUUAGUAACACAAUGUCACGUGAUCGCUUCUUCAAACUUAGGAGCCAUCUGAAAGUAGUUAUUGACUAUGAUGUAUCAGAAGAUAAGAGGGAAACCGACAAAUUCUGGAAGGUGAGGCCUUUUAUGGACCGUAUACUUACCGGCUGCCGCCUUCAGGUUCGUCCAGAAUGCGUCUCAAUAGACGAGCAGAUGAUCCCGUUUACAGGGGCCUGUCCAUUCCGACAAUACGUGCCACUAAAGCCAAAUCCAGUGGGAAUGAAGAACUUUGUGCUGGCAUCUGUGGAUGGACUCGUGCUAGACUUUGAAGUCUAUCAAGGUUCAAAAACCCUGGCUUCGAAGGUUCAGGACUCAGAUGGAUUGGGUCUAGGAACACUAGUCAUCAAACGUCUUUCCGAAACCCUCACUGCUGGCACACAAGUGUAUUGUGAUCGCUUCUUUACCACCAUACAAGCAGUUGACCACAUGCUGAAGGAUGAUAUUUAUCUUACUGGUACAGUGAUGAAGGGCCGAGUCAAACAAGCAAUGAACAAGUUACCCGAUGACAAAACCCUGAAACACCAAGGGAGAGGUGCCGUCGCCACAGUAACCAGGGCAGAUGGGAAACUAUGCGUGGUCAAGUGGUACGACAACAAGCCAGUUGUGAUGCUCUCCACUGUUCACUCAGAGCAGCCAGAAGAUACUUGCCAGCGGUGGUCCAAGAAGGGAAAAAAGUAUGUGACCGUGACAAGACCAAGCAUCGUGCGCGAGUACAACUCAAAGAUGGGAGGUGUAGACAUGUCAGAUAGAAUGAUGAGCUACUACCGAAUGUCUGUGCGGACGAAGAAGUGGACAAUUCGCAUGCUGAUGCAUUUCAUGGAUCUUGCCCUUGCCAACAGCUGGCUGCUGUAUCGCAGAGAUAACCAGGAAAAUGGCACCCCAAGGAAAUCUAUCAUGAAGUUUCUUGAGUUUCGCAUGGUAGUGGCUCAGGUAUUCCUCAGCAAGUGUGAUGUUCUUCAUGAAGGUGCUCAUGUCAGAGAAGAAGAGAAUGAGAACGGACACCUUCCACCACCAGGCAAAAAAUCUCGGGUCGCUCCAAUCCCCCAUAUCUCAGUCCGUUCCAGUGCUGCUCAUCUCCCGGAGAUGGUGGCCUUGAAAAACCCCAUGCGUUGCAGAGCACAAGGCUGCACUGGGAAAUCCCGUGUGCGAUGCAUGACAUGCAAUGUGCAUCUGUGCUUGCAAAGUGAACGAAACUGCUUUGCAGCAUUUCACACCGGCCAAUAG
Molecule: messenger RNA, 1827 nt
Organism: Megalobrama amblycephala (Wuchang bream)
Lineage: Eukaryota; Metazoa; Chordata; Actinopteri; Cypriniformes; Xenocyprididae
Product: piggyBac transposable element-derived protein 3-like
Exons: 2
Coding region: 1-1827 (608 amino acids)
Source: RefSeq, a predicted model, not a curated record